Messenger RNA from Polistes canadensis, 822 nucleotides. Its product is annotated as iron-sulfur cluster assembly 2 homolog, mitochondrial. Gene Ontology annotation, molecular function: 2 iron, 2 sulfur cluster binding; iron ion binding; 4 iron, 4 sulfur cluster binding. Bases 102 to 578 code for a protein of 158 amino acids. Gene Ontology annotation, biological process: iron-sulfur cluster assembly. NCBI's taxonomy places the organism in Eukaryota, Metazoa, Arthropoda, Insecta, Hymenoptera, Vespidae. The transcript is spliced from 3 exons. Gene Ontology annotation, cellular component: mitochondrion. The record is from RefSeq and is a predicted model, not a curated record.
GUAGUCCCGACGUGAACGUUAUUGUUGCACAACUUGCAAUUGCAUAUUUACUGUCUUUUUUCCGUCACGCAAAGUCGAUAGAAUCACGUUUAGGUUAGAAAAUGGCGAAAUUGAGACGUAUGGCUUGGGGUCUUUCAUCCAAUUUUGCAUCUAAUCGUUACUUCUCUCGUUUGUUAACUGUACCAUGGUGCAAUGUCCACACGGCUUCGUCACUUAAUGGAAUCUCUACGAAUUCUGCUGUUGACACCGAUACUGCAUUGAUUAUUAGCGAUAGCUGUGCGAAACGUCUCAAAGAAAUAGCGAAAGAAAGUGCAUGUUUGAGGGUUACCGUAGAAGGUGGAGGCUGUUCUGGAUUUCAGUAUAAAUUUGAUUUGGAUUCAAGCAUAAAUGAAGACGACAAAAUAUUUCAGAAGGAUGGUGCUAAAGUGAUUAUAGAUUCAACGUCUUUAGAAUAUAUCAAAGGGGCUACUAUAGAAUAUCAUACAGAGUUAAUACGUUCUGCAUUUAGGAUCAUUAAUAAUCCUUUGGCAGAACAGGGAUGUAGUUGCGGUGCUAGUUUUUCUAUCAAAAUCAAUUAAUUUCCUUACUACCAAUUUUUUAACUGUACGUUUAUAGGGAACUACUUUAGAUAUAUAAUAUUUAUAAAUUUCUGCUACUUUAGGAUUGGCCUUUUUUUCUUUCGAUUGAAUAUUAUAUAUAUAUAUAUAUAUAUAUAUCGGUAUUCACAAAAUAAGAAACUUAUGUACAAACAAAUUGUAAAUAUAAGCAUUAUGAAAUGUUGUAAGUUAAGUGUUUCGAAUAGCAAUGCCAGAUAAGAUUAGA